Molecule: messenger RNA, 797 nt
Organism: Prunus persica (peach)
Lineage: Eukaryota; Viridiplantae; Streptophyta; Magnoliopsida; Rosales; Rosaceae
Product: chaperonin-like RBCX protein 1, chloroplastic
Exons: 6
Coding region: 152-682 (176 amino acids)
Biological process (GO): ribulose bisphosphate carboxylase complex assembly
Molecular function (GO): protein folding chaperone
Source: RefSeq, a predicted model, not a curated record
UUUUUUGGACAGUGUGGACUUGGACUUGUGGAGCUUGAAGAUUUUCUUUUUCUUUUACUGGGAAAAAAAUAUUUGGACUGAAUUCAAACAAAAGCUCUGUUUCAUUUCAGAAAUCCCAGUUCACUGUGCUCUCUCUCUCUCUCUGUUAUCCAUGGAAGCCUCUGCAACAAUGCUCCCACUCUCUCAGGUCCCUCGUUUCUUCCCACAUAAACCCAACAGAAGCAAAUUAGCUUGUCCUCCUUGUGGCCCAUCCAAACCAAGAAGAACCUCUCUGCCCAGUCGUCUACACUGCCAAAAGAUGUAUGUCCCUGGAUUUGGAGAAGCAUCGCCAGAAGCAAAAGCAGCCAACAACCUCCAUAGUUUCUUCACUUACAUUGCAGUUAGAAUUGUCACUGCACAGCUUGAGAGUUACAACCCCGAGGCAUAUGAAGAGAUGAUGGAAUUUUUGAGUAGAAACUCGUUGAACGAUGGAGACCAAUUCUGUGCCAACUUGAUGCGUGAAUCUUCCAGGCAUAACGCUCUUGCUUUGCGCAUCUUAGAGGUUCGGUCGGCAUAUUGUAAAAAUGAUUUCGAGUGGGACAACUUAAAGCGAUUAGCUUUCAAGAUGGUGGAUGAAUCCAACACGAGACUCAUGAGAGAUUAUGUCUUAGAAAUAAGUCACGUGGAAGGUGAAGGGAAGUGAGAAGUGACCAAUCCCAAUCCAAUUUCCAAGCAAUGUCAAGUUAAUGUUAGUAUUAUAUAUGUAAAACAAAUUGGGCUCCAUAUUAUAAAGUUUACAUUGAGAGCAUCCUUCCCCU